GAAUAUCCUUCUCUCCUCUGUUAGGACAAUGGCCGCUAUUUCGGAGCGCACUUUCAUUGCUAUCAAGCCUGAUGGAGUCCAGCGGGGGCUGGUGGGAGAAAUCAUCAAGCGGUUUGAACAGAAAGGAUUGAAACUAGUGGCUAUGAAACUAAUACACGCCUCUGAAGACCUCCUAAAAGAACACUACAUUGACCUGAAAGACCGGCCAUUCUAUGAUGGUCUGGUGCAGUACAUGCAUUCUGGACCUGUUGUUGCUAUGGUGUGGGAAGGUCUUAAUGUGGUUAAGACUGGAAGAGUGAUGCUGGGGGAAACUAAUCCAAUCGAUUCAAAGCCUGGCACUAUUCGUGGUGACCUCUGCGUUCAAGUUGGCAGAAACAUCAUUCAUGGAAGUGAUUCUGUAGAAAGUGCUGAGACAGAGAUCAAUCUAUGGUUCACUCCUGAAGAACUCGUUGAUUACAGAAGCUGUGCUCAUGAAUGGAUUUAUGAGUAAAACUGAGCUGACAUCUUUUGAUAUCCUUACUAACUGUAUACAGCUGUUAUCCUGUAGUUACUUCAGAGUCCUUCGUAAAAAAACGGGUAGAAACCUGUCUCAAAUCAGUGCUAUUCCUCUGUUGUGAAUAUUAAAUGUAAACACUUUGCUGCUGCUUUGACUAAAAAUCUAUCAACUCAUAGAUGGAAUUGUACUUAUAAACCUCUUCAGCUGCUUAUGAGGAUGAAAGAGGGGAUUAAAGCACGGAAAGCAUUGAUUGUUGGUAACGUAGACUGUAUACAUUUUCCUGAAAUACUCUGUAGCCAAAGAACAUAUUUUGGUAAAUAGAAACAUAGGAAAUGACUCUGUUAGAGUUGCAUCACUGUUAAAGUGUUAGGAGACAGCUGGUGGUUUGUAAAUAUAUUGACAGUAUUCCUAAAUACUGAGGAUUUUUAAAUGUUAAGAAGUCAAGACAUUCCCUCCAUGCCAAAAUAACUAUGGAAAAAAGCUUGCUCAUUUCUGUCUCUGAAAUGUCCUGGUACUGUAUGCAGAGCAUAGCUUUGCUUAAAGCAAGAACUUUUCUCUAGAUUGACACAGUUCAAACUCACCUUUUUUUUUUUUUUUUCCACAUGGGAUUUAUUUAGCCUUUUAAGGAAGGAUUAUUAGGCCAGGCUUUUUGAAAUGCCCUUUUAUGAGAAAAGAAGAUUAACGUGCGAGAAUGGCUGAAGGAGAUCCACAUUUAGCCACUUUAAGCUAGCAGUCCUUUGACGCUGCAUAGAGGAGCAACAGAGUGAUGUUUGCUUUCCUGACUGAACAGCUGGUAACAGCCAUGAAGAAAAUCUAGCUAUGUUCUUACUCGUGCUCUUCUCUCCUUAAUAGAUGGAACUCCAAAAGCAAGCUGUUCUUGGAUAAGUUUUUUUCAGAAGUGAGUCUUUGAUUGUUUUAAUUGUGAAGAAGUACAUUCAUAAUAAUCCUACUUCAGCAGCGGUCUGUGAUUCUGUCAGAAGACUAUUACCCUCUUGCAAAAAUGUUCAGAAACAACCAUUGGCUAGCUGUACUGGACUACCAAGGAACAAGAAAUGAAUUAGGUUCAAUAUUAUGUAUUUGUUGUAAAUGAAUAAAGAGUUUCAUCAACUUGCUGUUCAAACUCCUAGUGGAACUUUUGCCUACAGAGAAUUCUGUACAGUGCAAGUUGCACUCAGUGCUUAUGAUGCUCUACCAAGAUACCUAACUCCUAAAAAGGAGGAGUAUCAAAUAAAACAACAUCUGCUAUUUCUUA
This is a messenger RNA of Struthio camelus australis, 1748 nucleotides long. The record is from RefSeq and is a predicted model, not a curated record. Lineage: Eukaryota; Metazoa; Chordata; Aves; Struthioniformes; Struthionidae.